AUGACCCCCCCAACGCAUCCCUUGCCUUAUUCCUCCGUUGGGAGCCGGGAGGGUGAUCCGCACUCUGCUACCUGCAGGUCACGGUCGCGCCGAGGAUGCCAAACCUGUCGGGACAAGAAGGUCAAGUGCGACGAAGGACGUCCAAAUUGCGCAAGGUGCACUCGCUUGAAUCGACACUGUGACUACACGCCGCGGCCACGAAAGCCGUACUCCAGACAAACUACUUUGACUUCGCCGUCCAGACAAGGCGAUGGCUCUCACACCGCGGCGGAGCAACUCGGCCCCCAAAAUAGUGAGGUACCACUUACUGGCUCAACUGCUCCUCUGCCUGGGUCGCAACCCAAGGACCCAAUUUCAGAAGGAGGCUCGACUGUCUCCCCGGAGUCACCGACCGGGGAGUCGCAACAUGUUCCCACGCAUGGGCUGGAUUCACUCCCACUUUGUCCUACAUCAACUUCCAGCAUCACGCUUUCACCCGCCUGCGCCAUUCUCUUGUCAGAAUCUGACUAUGAGGCCAUCCACUGUCUUCGUUUUGUAAUAUCACCUAGUGUAGACACGAAGUCGCCAGAGUUCAGUGGACCAGCUUUGAUAUGGACCUUGAGCCAAAGAAGUCCACUGGUUCUCCACAUGGCGUGUGCCUUGGGGUCGCUACAGUUGUGUCAGGAAAGCUCGCAUCCUUCAACGGCCCAGCGCCGCAAAUCAGAGGCGGUUGAGCAUUACAGCGCGGCGCUUCGGCUAUUGGCGACCGCCAUCCAGGAUCUCACGCAGAUGUCCGAUCUGGACUUCAUUCUUGCUGCUCUCUGGCUCAUGAUUGCUUUGGAGCGGACUCACGGCGAUGGUACCGGAGCGGGUCUCUCAACUCACCUACGAGGCGCUGCUUUGUUGCUCCAAGGACGACUAAGAAAUCUCCGAAGCAUCGUCGCCGAGAAUGGCCCUCAAUUUGACGAGCAAGGGGCUGAAGACAUUCGAUCUCGUUCGGAAGAGGAAGAUGGUGGUGCAGCUCUCAAUGGAAUUGAGGCUGCCUUCAACGACCUGCUUGGUGAAGCUAUGUCGGACUUGGCGGAGAACGAAGCCCUUUCACGACUCAGGGGGUUUAACAUUCUUCAGAAGCAUGCAAUUCUCGUAUAUCAUGAAGCUUGGGGCGCCAGUUAUCCUCAAAGCGAGCUUAUUGAGGAUCUCCAGUGCAGCCAAAUCUUCUGCCUCCAAGCGGAGGCAGGCCAGCUUCGCUACAUGCUUUCUAAACUUGCCCCUGUCGAUGAAUGUCCCAACUCGAGCCUCGGAGUUGACAAGAAGACUUUGGCAUACGCUAUAGAAGACGUUGGACUGAGGUAUAAAGACCUCCUCACGGCCGCAAGUUUGAUUGAACUUCCGAAAGAAGGCCCACAGAGGACGUACGUGCUGAAUGUCCGGGCUAUUGUUCCAUUCUACCAUGCGAUUGUCCUCUGCUUUUACAGCCUCGUCAAUUCAUCGAUGGCAUUAAAUGUCAAGCAAACCUCAUCAUUACGAGAGAUAAUGACCCUCGGGUUCCGUACUUAUAGUGACCAAGGGGAUCAGGCCAUGGGGCGAAUAGCCUGGCCUUUGUUCGUGGUGGCACUUGAGUCCGAUGACAUGAUUCAUCGGGCUUGGGUUCUGGAGCGAUUUGAGGUUCUUGGGAAGGCAGAAAAAACCGCAUGA
Molecule: messenger RNA, 1674 nt
Organism: Penicillium arizonense
Lineage: Eukaryota; Fungi; Ascomycota; Eurotiomycetes; Eurotiales; Aspergillaceae
Product: Zn(II)2Cys6 transcription factor
Exons: 3
Coding region: 1-1674 (557 amino acids)
Biological process (GO): positive regulation of transcription by RNA polymerase II
Cellular component (GO): nucleus
Molecular function (GO): transcription cis-regulatory region binding; zinc ion binding; DNA-binding transcription factor activity, RNA polymerase II-specific
Source: RefSeq, a predicted model, not a curated record